Molecule: messenger RNA, 2270 nt
Organism: Homo sapiens (human)
Lineage: Eukaryota; Metazoa; Chordata; Mammalia; Primates; Hominidae
Gene: MXD3
Product: MAX dimerization protein 3
Exons: 6
Coding region: 69-650 (193 amino acids)
Biological process (GO): negative regulation of transcription by RNA polymerase II
Cellular component (GO): RNA polymerase II transcription regulator complex; nucleus
Molecular function (GO): DNA-binding transcription repressor activity, RNA polymerase II-specific; protein dimerization activity; RNA polymerase II transcription regulatory region sequence-specific DNA binding
Source: RefSeq, marked reviewed
AACAAAAGUGCUGCAGCCGCUUGCUCCGGCCGGCACCCUAGGCCGGCCCGCCGCCAGCUGUCGCCGACAUGGAACCCUUGGCCAGCAACAUCCAGGUCCUGCUGCAGGCGGCCGAGUUCCUGGAGCGCCGUGAGAGAGAGGCCGAGCAUGGUUAUGCGUCCCUGUGCCCGCAUCGCAGUCCAGGCCCCAUCCACAGGAGGAAGAAGCGACCCCCCCAGGCUCCUGGCGCGCAGGACAGCGGGCGGUCAGUGCACAAUGAACUGGAGAAGCGCAGGAGGGCCCAGUUGAAGCGGUGCCUGGAGCGGCUGAAGCAGCAGAUGCCCCUGGGGGCCGACUGUGCCCGGUACACCACGCUGAGCCUGCUGCGCCGUGCCAGGAUGCACAUCCAGAAGCUGGAGGAUCAGGAGCAGCGGGCCCGACAGCUCAAGGAGAGGCUGCGCAGCAAGCAGCAGAGCCUGCAGCGGCAGCUGGAGCAGCUCCGGGGGCUGGCAGGGGCGGCCGAGCGGGAGCGGCUGCGGGCGGACAGUCUGGACUCCUCAGGCCUCUCCUCUGAGCGCUCAGACUCAGACCAAGUCUUGCCUAAUGAAAACGGGGGAACUCCCAACCACAGACCCACUGGAAGAGGAAAUAAUAUCAGUUCCCAUCACUGACACUGUUGGCCGUGCCAGGCAGUGCACUUAAUUCUCACAACUUGAGGCUGUUCUGUCUCCACUUCACGGAUGGUAGAAAUGAGGCUGAGUGACGUGACUCGCCUGAGGUCCAAAAACAGUGAAGCCAAGAUUCAAACCAGAGCCUUCCGACUCCAGAGCUGGGGCCAACUGAAUUCAACAAGUAUUUAUUGAGUGUCUAUUAUGUGCUAGAUACUGAGACACAUCAGAGAACAAAACCAAAAGCCCUGCCCUUGUCGGGCUUACAGUCUAGCACUUACCGCCAGUUAACCUGCAGGCUACCUGGAGCCCCGGGCAAGUCACCGCACCUCUGUGCCUCGGUCCUCAGCUGCCCAAUGGGAGAAUAAGCAGACCUGGCUCAGACAUGAAUCAUGUGCUUGGUGUACUGCAGAUGCCAAACUGCAUCCCCACAACCCACCACGUAGACAGCAGACAGGGCUGGAAGUUGAUUUUUAAUGAUAAAGUACAAUGAAGGGAGGGCAGAGAGGCUAAGCCUAGCUGUCUGGGGUGCUGUGGUGGUGGUAGACUGGCUACACAAACUGUUGCUGCUGCUGCUGCUUCUUGGUGGCCGCCUUGCUGGCGAGGUCCUUGGCCUUCUCUGUAGCUGCCAGUGCCGUCUCCUUUGCCUUCUCCUUGGCUUCCUUGGCUGUCUCAACAAGUGUUUUGGAAGGGGCCUCGCCUGUCGCGAACGGCAGGUGGCUGCCUUUAGAAGAUGCCUGAAAGACCAACCUAAUUUCCCUCCCCCAUGACACCAAUCUCCUCUGGGCCAGGCUCCACUAAAAAGGUGGUAUUCACCCUCCUCCCACCCCCAGUACAGACAAGGAGUCCCAGCUCAGAGCAGGGCAAUGACUAACCCAGACUCCACGCCCGCUAGGCUGAAUGAGCCUCUCCCUAUGAGGAAUAUCCACAUACCCAGAAACUCACCUUGCAGCUUAGCCAAGAUAUAUUCAAAACCCUUCAUAGUCUUGGUCACGUUGCUUUUGAAUCGGGCAAGACCAAAUUCCUGGCAUGAGAUGAGAAUGGGAAGGAUACUGAGUUGCCCACUGACCCCAGCCCAGCCCCAACACCGAAAGCACUGGGUCCCAGAGCCCCAGCAGCCCCAACAACACUGCUCACCUGGACAGCUCUGGAGACACCAAAUAAGCUAGAGGAGACCCAGGCUUCCCGGCGGAUUUCAGUCCAGCCACUGUUGUCAGAGUUCACACAGUAAACACAUCGUUCCUCCACCACCUAUGCAGAGGCCAACCACAAUCGUGGAACAGUCUUUCAUUUUGCCAACUUGCACAUAAAUCUGACUCCCUGUCACUUUUCAUGAGGCGAAGCAAUACAAUGAAAAUCCAUUCCUUCCCCUGACUGCACCUCCAAGUGGCACUGACAGAACAAGAAGCCAUAAAUAAGGUCGUUUUGCUCUCGAAAACCUCUCUUCUGACUCUUAAACUAGAAGGCAAAAGGUCUCUCUCUUGAGAUCAACAAAGGGCCUUCCAGCCCAUCCUGCUCCUGGAUUUUGUUUUGUGCAUCUAGACGCAUGCAGUGUUUUAGCCGCCUUCCACCAGCUGCAGCUCUGGAGCUUCCUGACAGUCCAAAUAAAAACAUUUGCCCGGC